AAUAUAUAGAAAUGAUGAAGAUUUGGGUGAAUUUAAUAGUAUUGGGAUUGUUGAGAUUUGUUGUUCCAGUAUGUUCUAAUGGUUAUAGUGAAGUGAAAACAACGCUUCACGGUAUGUUCAAGGAUAAGGAUUUUGGAGAAUCCCUGGACCUUCUAAUUAGCAAGUACAAAUAUACACCGGAGUUAAUUGAGAAAUCGUUCAAAAGAUGUCUGGAGAAGAAAGUGGAGGAUAACAAGCUUAUGGCCUGUUUUAUCUCAGGUCUUUACAGAGAAAAGGUGCUGGAAGAACACAAACUACUUCUUUGUAUAGCUGAAUACGCCAAGGACGCAGUGGUGACGUGUAUUAUAUCAUGCCUUAACAACUACACACCCGAGUGCUUUAAGUGUUUCGGAAACAAUUUGGAAAGGAUAAAGACGUGCAUGGACGAUGCUCCCUACACUUAUAUGUAAAUUAUUUAAAAGGGUUAUAAACACCCAAACUUAUCUAAUCUUUCACAUAGCUAUUGUUAAUCUUGUGAACUUAUUGCAUGAUUAUCUUAAUUCUCACCAAGCUAAUUGUGAAUACUUUCAUUACAAAGUUAUCAACUGAUAAAAUUAUUAAUAUACAUUAGGUUUGACAUAGGUAUGAUAAACAUUAAUGUUUGUUGUGGUAGAUAUAGUGACGUAAAUUAACAAUAGUGUAAAAUAGGAGAAGUGAUAUAGUAAAUAACGAGUGGGACUGGUAAUCCAUGUGAUUAAAAGGUAAUAAUACACUAAGAAAGUUGAAUAUGGAUCCGGUGGACUUGACGUAAUGGUUCAAGAUGGACAACAUACGGAAUGAACACAGGAAACGAACUCAGAUUGGGAUAAGAAUAGUUAGAAGAAACACUUGAAGGAACAUUAAAUGGGUCUUUAGCUCCAAUUUCAGAGGGGUUCAUGUUGUAGUCCUACUGAAAUAAAUUUUCUGAUACAUGUGCA
Molecule: messenger RNA, 956 nt
Organism: Theileria parva strain Muguga
Lineage: Eukaryota; Apicomplexa; Aconoidasida; Piroplasmida; Theileriidae
Exons: 2
Coding region: 12-449 (145 amino acids)
Source: RefSeq, a predicted model, not a curated record